Messenger RNA from Periophthalmus magnuspinnatus, 1187 nucleotides. RefSeq names its product glutathione S-transferase kappa 1 (gene gstk1). The coding region runs from base 282 to 968 and encodes 228 amino acids. Gene Ontology annotation, molecular function: glutathione peroxidase activity; glutathione transferase activity. The transcript has 7 exons. Lineage: Eukaryota; Metazoa; Chordata; Actinopteri; Gobiiformes; Gobiidae. The record is from RefSeq and is a predicted model, not a curated record. Gene Ontology annotation, biological process: glutathione metabolic process. Gene Ontology annotation, cellular component: peroxisome; mitochondrion.
ACAUAUUUGUGGAUCACAACCAGGAAACAAAAACAAAGCGAAGAAGAUCAGCUCCAGAAUAACAGAUACAGCUGCAGUUUUUACUCAGUUUGAUUUCAUUUUCAUUUUUUACCCUCGUUUCAAACAUCUGCAGAAGAAUUUAGGUCCUGCAUUAAUGUAGCGCCCCUCCGUCCAUCAGGAAACAUUCACUACGCAUCUGACCUUUGACCCACUGCUCUGAGGUCGCUCGGAAACGACAAAAACUCUUCUUUUUGCGCAGUUUUGCAGAGUUUUGUUUGAAAAUGGCGUCCAAAAAAGUAGUGGAGAUUUUCUACGACGUGGUGUCUCCUUACUCCUGGCUUGGGUUUGAGGUGAUGUGUCGCUAUAGAAACGUGUGGAACAUUGAUCUGAAACUGCGACCUGCGUUUCUGGGGGGCAUCAUGAAAGGAGCAGGUAACAAGCCUCCUGGUAUGGUGCCCAAUAAGUUCUUGUACAUGACGAAGGAUCUGAGCCGCGCGGCGCAGUACUUCAGCGUCCCUCUGCAGCAUCCAACGGAUCCUUUUGUGGUGAUGUUUGAAAAGGGUUCUUUGGCUGCGAUGCGUUUUGUGACGGCAGUGCAGGAGAGAGAGAACGGAGGAGACAAACAGGUGGAGCGUGUGUCCCGUGAGCUGUGGAGGAGGAUCUGGAGCGAAGACAAAGACAUCACCAAACCAGAGUCACUCGCAGAGGCAGCAGUGAAAGCAGGACUGUCUGACAAGGACAUUGAAGAAGUGAUGGCGAUGGUAACGACAAAUAAAAUCAAAGACAAGCUGAAGAAUACAACACAGGAGGCUCUGGAGAAUGGGGCGUUUGGUUUCCCCAUGAUCGUGUGUCACGUCGACGGAAAGAAAGAGAUGUUUUUUGGAUCUGACCGGUUUGAACUCAUGGCCCACUGCAUCGGAGAGAAGUGGCUUGGGCCUCAACCCGACAAAAUCUCUGCCAACUUAUAACAAUUUGUGAAAGUUAGUGCCUAAAAUCAGCACAAAAACUGUGUAUGUAACACUCAGAAUUCAAAAUACUACAGUGAUUUAUUUACUGUGACGUCAACACAAUCUCCAACUCACAACAACUGAUUUUCUGACAGUUUAUCCCUUAAAAAUUAAUAAUAUCAGACGGAAAAGUGCAUUAUGUAAAAGUGCUAAUGUUUUCUAAAUAAAAAGUAGGUGUUU